AUGUCGACGGCCAACGUGCACAGAAAGCACUCGUCCAAUAAGCGGCGCGGCGAGGACGCCUCCAAGUUUCUCAAUGCCACGCUCAACGACUUUGCCAACGACAUUUACUCUCUGUGCAAGGACCAGCACGGGUGUCGGUUUUUGCAGCGGCAGCUGGAAAUCGGCGGUCCCGAGGCAGCCACUAAGAUCUUCAACGAGGUCCAGCUCAACGUGAUUGAGUUGAUGGUCGAUCCGUUCGGCAACUACCUCAUCCAGAAGCUGCUGGAGAAGGUGAACGACGAGCAGCGCACCAUCCUGGUACAGAACGCCUCGUCGCAGUUUGUGAGGAUUGCGCUCGACGCGCACGGAACCCGGGCAUUGCAGAAGCUCGUCGAGUGCACCAAGACACAGGCUGAAAGCGACAUCAUCGUCCGAUCGCUGGCUUCGUACGUGGUUCUUUUGAGCAGAGAUCUGAACGGCAACCACGUUGUCCAGAAGUGUCUACAGAAGCUGCCGUCCUCGGCGUGCGACUUCAUCUUUGACGCUGCUUGCGAGAACUGCGUGAAGAUCGCCAAGCAUAGACACGGCUGCUGCGUCCUGCAACGGUGCUUCGACCACGGGUCUGCGCAGCAGUGUGAGCGGCUGGCGCUGGAGGUGGGCCAGAACUGCGUCGAGCUCAGCACGGACCCGUACGGCAACUACGUGGUGCAGUACGUGCUGAGCAUGGAGGAGAACCGAUUGCGUGUGAAGAACGAUCCGGACGCGAGCGCCAGGCUGCCCAACACCGUGCGUGCGAUCCAGCUCGUGGUUGCCGCGCUGCAGUCCAGCCUGAUCCGGCUUUCCACGCACAAGUUCGGCUCGAACGUGAUCGAGAAGAGCCUGCGGAUCCCGACGCUGGCUCCGCUGCUGAUCGGCCAGCUGCUCAAGGAGGACACGAAUCUGCGGGUGCUGCUCCACGACGCGUACGGUAACUACGUGCUGCAGACGGCCCUGGACGUGGCCGACGACUCCAGCUUCCGAGACCUGAGCGAGAUGCUCAGGCCGUACCUGGGUGACGUCAGAAACACUCCGCACGGCCGCCGCAUCGUUUCCAAGCUGGCUUCCAGGGGCGGCUCCACGGUCCAGGUUUCUCCGUUCGAUCGCAACGGCUACUCAUUGUGA
Messenger RNA from Ogataea polymorpha, 1140 nucleotides. RefSeq lists its product as uncharacterized. Gene Ontology annotation, biological process: post-transcriptional regulation of gene expression. Gene Ontology annotation, cellular component: cytoplasm. Bases 1 to 1140 code for a protein of 379 amino acids. The transcript has a single exon. NCBI's taxonomy places the organism in Eukaryota, Fungi, Ascomycota, Pichiomycetes, Pichiales, Pichiaceae. The record is from RefSeq and is a predicted model, not a curated record. Gene Ontology annotation, molecular function: mRNA binding.